Messenger RNA from Ceraceosorus bombacis, 5339 nucleotides. Lineage: Eukaryota; Fungi; Basidiomycota; Exobasidiomycetes; Ceraceosorales; Ceraceosoraceae. The record is from the annotation of a GenBank genome assembly.
AUGCGCAACCUCGUCCUUCUCUCAUCGCCAUCCUACCUCACUACUGCUGCCAGCACUCCGACUGAGCAUAGCCAGCCUUCAUCUUCGUCUUCAUCUUCGCCCUCGAGCAUCGUAGUGAGCAAUGAUCGUUUGGCAGUCAGUCCCACUUCCCACACGCUGUACUGGGCCACAUCAAGGCCAUCAACCACACAUGCAGGACUGGUCACUUUUGACGUGUACCAGCACUCGCAUUUGACGUCACAGUCGCAGCAUGAGGCAGUCGGCUCGCACCAUGCACGCAGCAUCUGCUCCUUUGCCGCUCCUGGCUCACCCCAAGGUACAGCCGAAAGAAGUCAAGUGCUGUCGUUGGCGUACCUGAGCGAUGCUGCGCAAGACGGCUCUGAUGCGCUCAUCAUUGUCACUUCGGGUGGAGACAUUGGCGUGGUUGCGCUUCCAUAUGAUGGUUCAGGCCAAGGCCAGUCCCAGUCCCUUGCCUCCGCUCCACCGCCUCCUCCGGAAAUCGUGGGCAGCGUGGAGCAGGGCAUCCUUGCCGCCGCUUGGAGUCCCGACGAGGAGCGAUUGGUGCUGAUCACUGCAGCGUCGGAAGAGGAUGGGCCGGAAAAGAUGCUGGUGAUGAGCAGGAGUUGGGAAGUGGAGCACGAAAGCGUCCUCAUCUCCCCCGAUUUGGGCAAAGGUGAGUCACGCGUCGACUUGCGAGAGAUCCAGCAAGCAGCCCCAGCGUCAAGUCGAAAGACUUUAUGGGGCAAAGGGGGCAGGCAGGCAGGCAUGCAGGUAAGGCGCGUCAUCAGAGCUGAUCAUCGAUGCAUCUACACUCGACUCGUCAUUGUGACUUUGCUCAGACACGUUUGUCAAUCUCGGUUGGGGAUCCAUCGAGACGCAGUUUCACGGUCAGGCAGGCAAGCAAGGCGCCGCUCUGGCAUCGCAGCAAGCCUCGGCAUCUGGCAGAAGCUCAAUCUUGCCGGAUGACGAUCUGCUCCCCCGCAUAUCCUGGAGGAGCAACAGCGAGUCAUUCGUAGUGUCGUGCAUCAGUCAGCAGUCUUUCGCCGAGGGCCAAAGCACUUCGUCUAGAGUGUUGAGGAUAUACGACAAGAGUGGCGUGCUGUCCACCAUCAACGAGCCCAUCAAAGGGCUAAGCCACAUCGCUGCUUGGAAGCCCAACUCGCUCUUGAUCGCUUCCUCACAACGUUUCGGCGAGAGUCUAAACCUGCAACCUGGUCGGCAGGGCCGACACGAUGUCGUCUUUGUGGAGAACAACGUGAGUGGCGACUGCGGUCGUAGCGCUUGGUAGAGCCCAAGCAGGCUGAACAACAAUCGCGCACGCAGGGCUUGAGGCACGGAGAGUUUAGCCUGCGGGAAGACUCGCAUUCUAUGCCCGUUGUUGGUCCUUUUGGAAGCCUGCCAUCUUCUUCCCUUCCUGACAGAAGCACGCCACACUCCAUCCAAGACCUCACUUGGAACUCUGAUGGUAGUCUGUUGGCGAUUCAUUUGGUCAGGAUGUCCCCAACAGCGGAAAAUCAGCACUUGCUUCAAAUUUGGUCGCCCACGAACUACUGCUGGACAUUGCGCCAAGAGCUCGAAGUUGCGCCUUGCGAACAAAUCAAACACUGCACUUGGCAUGGCGAAGAUGUCUUGUCUCUCCGUCUCCUGACCAGUCAAAGAGUCAUCUCGUACACUUUCAGCCACGUCGAAAUCACUUCGAAUGAGGAUAUGCCGCACGACGCUGCUUGCGCUGCAGUCAUGGACGGGACCCAUCUGCGACUAACCCCGCUCAGGACGCGCAAUGUGCCCCCUCCAUUUGCCGCAUACACGUUGUCGAUUAGCGAAGCAGAGACCAACAAGGAUUUCGGGCAGCGAUCUGGCACUAUAAGACAUGUGGCCUGGUGCGACGACUCUACAGAAGAUGCGUCACGAAGCAUUCUAGCCCUCCUGAUUUGCGGUCCUAUGCGACGAUGCGUGUUGCUGUACGCGUGCGAGUGGGGCAAUCUCGCAAAGAAAGCUCCCCAAGGCGGCUGGCCAUUGCAUGCGCCUCGAUUGCUCGGCGAAGUGGCAUCCUUACCAUUCGAUGCAGAAGAUGCAGCUGCUCCCCUUGGACUCUCGAGACAGGUGGCAGUCUCAAAACUCGGUGAUGGUGACACGGGGAACUUGUUGCGCGUGGCGAUUCUCGGCACAGACCGAUUCGGGACAUCAGACUUGCUUAGCUUGUGCGACGUAGAGAUGGAUGAGACACGACGCACCGCGACGCAGAGCUCUAUGAGAGAUUUAGGCCUGGGUGCCAGCGCCCCUCGCGUCCUUGCCCCACGCCUGGGCUUUGGAGCUACGAGGGCCGGAGAUUUCUGUGUUCACAGUGCUGACGGCUCUGUCAAAGGUGAGACUCAAACUGACUAGUUCGGGAGCCACGGCGAAGAGCGCUCACACACUCAUUUGGACGUCUCUUCUCUGGGCAAGGCUUCUCUGGCCCCAUCGAAGGCGUCGAAGAACAAGACGCAGACAUGCAGAGGCUCACAGAAUGGUGUCCCUCAAUUAUGCAUAGAAGGAUCGCGCACAUUGCGGAAGAUUGGUCAGAGCAGGCUGUCGGCACCUCGGUCGGGAUUACGCUCGGACUUUCGACGUCUGGCAAGCUCUACGCCAACGAAAGGUGCAUCGCUUCGGAUGCUACUUCCUUUGUCCUGAGCGGCGACACGCUGGUGUGGAGCACAUCGGCGCAUCGAUUGAAAUUUCUCUCCCUAUCUUCGUGUGUUGAAUUGAACGAGAACGAAAACGAGGAGGGCAACUCGCAUCGCUAUGGUGCUUCUGAUGGAGAUAUUCCACUCAGUAGGAGGGUGGAGCGAGGGAGCAGGAUUGUGACGGCCAUUCCAAGCAGCAUGUCCAUCGUACUACAGAUGCCCAGAGGCAACUUGGAGACCAUCUAUCCGAGACCUCUGAUUCUGUCCGUGGUCCGCCAACACUUGGCGAGGUGAGUUUGGCUCUCUGCGAGGCAAAGGGACAAGCUAACGCUUCCCUGCGCAACUAUUCUGCAGCUCGCAGUACGGCUUGGCAUUCGGAAUUUGUCGAACGCAUCGAAUCGACUUGAACAUCAUUGCACAGCACUCGGCGUUGCUCAGCGAUCUCGAGCUGUUUGUCACACAAUUGGAGCACGAAGAUCAUCUUAACUUGUUCCUCUCUGCUCUCUCAACAGAGUUGCUUCACGCUGACAAGCUGAAUGAGCUGUGCGAGAAGAUGCGCGCCGUACUUGAUAGAAAGCCCCUUGGCAAGCGCUGGACGAACAGCUGUCUGGUCACGUUUGUGAAGCAGAGCCCUCCCAAUUUUGAAGGCGCGCUACUUCGCCUUCGCGACAUACACGGUGGGUUUCGCAUUCAGCGGACAGGCAAAUUGAAACCAGACUUAUGUGAUUUCUUUCCUAUCGAACAGUGCAAGACGUCGAGGCCGCAGAUUCAGCAUGCCAGUACUUGAUUUUUCUGGCAGACGCGGACAAGCUUUAUCGAGCAGCGCUUGGUCUUUACGACUUUGUGCUGCCAUUGUUGGUAGCUCAGCACUCGCCACGCAAAGAUCCGCGAGAGUAUCUCGAGGAGUUGCGGUCGAUUCGGGCCAUCGAAAACGUGCACUAUCAAAGAUACGAGAUCGAUGAUAGGCUAGGCAGACACGGCAAGGCUCUGAGCUGGAUUGCCCGCGCGGGAGACGAACAUUACGAAGCUGCAGUAGAAUACGCCGAGAGGCACAACCUGGAAAAGCAGGCCAUCGUCGCUUGGGCUCAUGAGCCUCGAAGACAAAGAGCCGCUUACGAGCGGUACGGCGAUGUUCUGGUGAACAAGCAAAAAUACUCGGAAGCUGGCGCUGGUGAGUGUAGUUGAGCAAGUGGGUCUCGCUUGAGUGUGUCCUGCGACUGAAGCGGCUUGCGAUUUCCAAUCUACAUUAGCUUUUGUUCUUGCUCGGCAGAGAAGCAAGGCGAUCGAUGCGUACAAGAGAGCAGACGACUGGCUCAACGCAUUUGCGAUUGCCGUAGAACCACCUCGCCUACCCUCCACAGAAAUUGAGCUCCUCGCCGACAUGCUGACAGGUGAGUGGCCACACAAUUUGCCCGAGCGAAACGAUGUUCACAAAUUACAAUGCGCUUGCAGCAUCACUCAGUGACGCUGGCAGGUAUGAAGACGCUGCGCGCGUCGCCAUCGAGUAUGCGAAGGAUGUCGAUCGAGGCAUUGAGCUACUCAGUACAGGACGCCAUUUCUCUGAAGCGCGUCGAAUGGUAAGUGGGCUCCCUUUAUAUACUCGGGAAGUGACGCGGCUAGAGCUAUGCUCACAAGGGUGUCUACUUUUCUUGCAGUGCGCUCAUCAUAGCCGCAUGGAUCUUGUCGAGACUCAUGUCAAGGUGAGUCCAUAGCUUUGAUCAAGUGCUGUCUCGAUGUUUGGGAAGCUCACCGUCGUCUCUUGCUCGUACUCGCUGCCUCUCGCCAGCCGGCUACGCUUGAGGCGCAGACUACUAUGCUGGACGAUGUUGAAGCCAUGCACAAGCAGCUAGAUACCACUUUGGUGCGCAUGGCAGAGCUGCGGCGCAAGAAGCGAGAGAGCCCGGGUAAGUCUGAUCGAUCACCGUGCGUCAUGCCCCACCUCACCGAGUUGCGACCUUGCGUGCACAGAGGAAUUCUAUCCGGACGAUGGGCCACCAGACCCUGAAGCAGAUGGGCGCAGCGAUGCAUCGACGAAAAUAUCCGCGUUGUCGCGCUUCACGCGAUUCACGAGGUUCACGGCGUCUGCGGCUGGAAGCACGUCCAUCGCUGGAUCGGAUAUGAGCAACCUCACGGCAAAGCAGAGGAAGAAAGAAGAGAAGAAGCGAGUGACGGGAAAGAAAGGAAGCGUGUACGAGGAAGAUUAUCUGUUUGAGAGCUUGAAGAAGUUGCUCGGCAGCAGAUUGAGAGAGGUGCAAUGUGAGCAGAUACGACUGUCGGCCCUUUGUACUGGCGAGAUACAUGCUGACGCGCAUCGAUCCGACCACGACGACAGCGUCGACUGCUGCUCUAGUCCCACACCUCUUGGUGCUAUCAGGAGCUCAUCGCUCAGCAGCGAGUGUCUUGAGCGCAUCUUUGAGCAAGUUUGAGAUUGAAGCGCAGAGCAAAUUGCGAGACCUAAAGGACGCUCUGCUGGUAGAGUCCAGGGCGAUGGAAGAGAUGCGCUUGGAUGCGUUGAGGACUAGCUCUGCACAGGGAAUCGCGUUUGAAGAGUUGGCCGCUGCUGGGCUUUUUCAACCUUUGCCUAGGCGGGACGAGGUGGCGUUGUCAGAUGUCAAGUGGAGGAAUGCGGUCGAAGAGGCUGCGAAUGCUCGGUUGGAGAUUCAAGUCGACGUGUAG